GGCAACUGUCGGUUUCUGCUGUCAAAAGACAAUUCUGAUUUCCGGUCUUUUCACUCCUCCGUGGCAUGGCGGAUGGUCUUUACCACCGCUAAUAGUGUGUUUUUCGGAGGAAUAGCUUCGCUAAUAUAGCGAAAUGAGUUUAUCACUUUCCCGACCUUUAGUGUCGGUGUACUCUGAGAAGAGCGAAGUGGUCGCCGGGAAGACUAUCCCGCUGCCCUUCGUGUUCAAGGCGCCCAUCCGCCCGGACCUGGUCAACGAUGUCCACGUGUCCAUGUCCAAGAAUGCGCGCCAGCCUUACUGCGUCAGCAAGGAGGCCGGCCACCAAACCAGCGCCGAGUCUUGGGGUACCGGUCGUGCCGUAGCGCGUAUCCCGCGUGUGCGCGGUGGUGGUACCCACAGGUCCGGUCAAGGUGCUUUCGGCAACAUGUGUCGCGGUGGACGCAUGUUCGCGCCGACGAAACCCUGGCGCCGCUGGCACCGCCGCGUCAACCUGCGCCAGCGCCGCGCCGCCGUCGCUGCCGCGCUCGCCGCUUCCGGCGUGCCCGCGCUUGUGCAGGCCAGAGGACACAUCAUUGAGAAAAUCCCCGAGCUGCCGCUGGUCGUGUCCGACAAGGUCCAAGAGAUCACCAAGACCAAGCAGGCUGUGAUCUUCCUUAGACGUGUGAAGGCCUGGUCUGACGUCCUGAAGGUGUACAAGUCCCAGCGUCUGCGCGCUGGUAAAGGUAAAAUGCGCAACCGUCGCCGCGUUCAGCGCAAGGGACCCCUCAUCAUCUACCACAAGGACAAGGGUCUAUCCCGCGCAUUCCGCAACAUCCCCGGCGUUGAGAUGCUCAACGUGAACAAACUGAACCUCCUCAAGCUGGCGCCCGGCGGCCACCUCGGACGCUUCAUCAUCUGGACUCAGUCAGCCUUCGACAGGCUCGACGCCCUGUUCGGCUCGUGGAAGACUCCGUCCAAGUUGAAGAAGAACUUCAACCUUCCCCAGCCCAAGAUGGCCAACACCGACCUGACGCGCCUGCUCAAGUCCGACGAGAUCCGCAACGUGCUGCGCAAACCCAACAAGCGAGUGAUCCAUGCCAAACGCAAGCUGAACCCGUUGACCAACACUCGUGCGAUGUUGAAACUCAAUCCGUUCGCCGCUGUGCUCAAGAGGAAGGCGUUGCUCGACCAAGCCAGGAGGAGGAACCAGAGAGCGCUGGCGCUCGCGGAGAAGCGUGGGGUAAAACUGCCCGAAAACCAUCCAGCGAUGAAAGCUGAGAAACUGAGGGAGAGGAGACGCAAGACGAUCAGUGCCGCGAUGGCAAAGAAACCCAAGAAGCCCGCGGCGAAGAAGACUGCGCCCCCCGCGCCCAAGAAGAAGACCGUGGAGAAGGCCGCGAAGAAGGCAGAGAAGAAGGCGGCUAAGCCAGCAGAAAAAGCGGCUAAGCCUGCCGAGAAACCAGCGGCUAAGUGAAGGGAAUAAAGUUUUAUAGACUA
Messenger RNA from Manduca sexta (tobacco hornworm), 1476 nucleotides. RefSeq names its product 60S ribosomal protein L4 (gene RpL4). The coding region runs from base 134 to 1453 and encodes 439 amino acids. Gene Ontology annotation, biological process: translation. Gene Ontology annotation, molecular function: structural constituent of ribosome; RNA binding. The record is from RefSeq and is a predicted model, not a curated record. NCBI's taxonomy places the organism in Eukaryota, Metazoa, Arthropoda, Insecta, Lepidoptera, Sphingidae. Gene Ontology annotation, cellular component: ribosome; cytosolic large ribosomal subunit. The transcript has 10 exons.